Molecule: messenger RNA, 645 nt
Organism: Andrographis paniculata
Lineage: Eukaryota; Viridiplantae; Streptophyta; Magnoliopsida; Lamiales; Acanthaceae
Product: E3 ubiquitin-protein ligase RHA1B-like
Exons: 1
Coding region: 62-568 (168 amino acids)
Biological process (GO): protein ubiquitination
Molecular function (GO): ubiquitin protein ligase activity
Source: RefSeq, a predicted model, not a curated record
GUCACUCCAGCAAAACAAUUCUCCGACAUUCCCUCCACCUCCGGCGCCGCCGUCCGCCGCCAUGGGCUUCUACUACCACGUCAUCCGUCUACCGGAAAACAUCGCCGCCGUCAAUCUCUUCCUCAAUAUUCUCACCCACGUCCGACUCCUCUUGACCGCUGCCCUGACAGAUCUCGGCCUCUACAAGCCACCUCCGGCGCCGGUGCCGGCGGAGGAGGAAGAGCCUUACAUCCUAAUCCUGAACCGGUCGUCUCCUUCCCUGGUUCCCGUGCCGGUCCGAGUCGUCACGGCCGCCAUCAAGGCCGGAGUUCCGGUUCUCCGGUACGGCGAUUCCGUCCGCCGGCGAGGGGCGGAAGCGGGCGGCGCGGCGGCGUGCAGUAUCUGUUUAGAGUGUAUAGAAUGGACGGACGAGAUUAGAGAGCUGAUGAUCUGUAGCCAUCCGUUCCAUCGGGCGUGUUUGGACCGUUGGAUUGACGCGGGACAGGUGAAUUGCCCUUUGUGUAGGGCCAUGUUGUUGCCUCCCAAAAUUACCCCUUCUAUUAAAUGUACCCAACAAUGUCAAGUUUGAUUAUUAUUCGAAUGAUAUUUGUCCAAAAUAUUUGUCUGUUCAAAUAAAUCAUAGGGUUCUUUUUUUUUUUUUUUCAA